Messenger RNA from Drosophila pseudoobscura, 835 nucleotides. RefSeq lists its product as uncharacterized. Bases 168 to 494 code for a protein of 108 amino acids. Lineage: Eukaryota; Metazoa; Arthropoda; Insecta; Diptera; Drosophilidae. The record is from RefSeq and is a predicted model, not a curated record. The transcript is spliced from 3 exons.
UAAUUUUUUUCUUCGCUUUUUGCUUCAUAUUUAAGCGGCUGCAGGCGGCAGGUCCCACAGCAAUUUCGUUUCCACACGCGUCGACGAUGGUUAACCAAAAUCCGCGCUUUUAAUCCAAUCCAAUCAAACAACAGCAUCAGAAGAUACGAAUUAAUUCGCGAACAACAAUGCAUUUGCCCCAAGGAGCGCUGAGCUUUCUCUUUAUCACUUGCGUGAUGUUCACGCUGGCUGGCGGCCAUCCAUCAAGCGACAAGCUGAAGAUCCGCAUACACGUGCCGGUGAAGCACCACACACAUAUCCACACGAAGACGGUCAUUAAGAAGGUCCCGUUGCCCAUUCCAGUACCGGUCAAGGAGCACCACGAGCCGCCCAAGAAGCACCACAGCCGCAGCCACCACCACCACGAGCACCAGGAGGACGAAAUGGACGACGACUUCGAGGGCUACGAGUAUCCCGUGAAGGCCAAGCGACGCACGCGGCAUCCCUUUGUCUGAGUGUCUGCAGGGGCAGGAACCACCCACAAGAGGCCCCAGCCGCCGUCCCCCACCCCCCGCCCCCCACACUCCACGCAGCGGGGGAAAUGGAAUCAAAUGAAAUACAAUUUACGCAGAUUAAGGCAAAUACGAGUAUAAACCAAAAUACGAGCCAGCAUGAGGGCGAAACAUAAAGGAAAGGAAGGACAAAACAAUGGAAGGAAGGAAUGAAUGAAGAAAGAAGGGGAAGUCUGGGUCUGAUUUGUCACUGGUUUUUAGUGUGUAAGCAGAGUAAAAAAGGAAGAAGGAGUAAAAGGAGGCGCCACACACACUUCUGUGCAAUAAAAUAAACAAAUAUUACA